UCCAGUAAGAAUCGAACGGGAUAACCGACGGGCCGAUCCGAAACCGGUCAAAUUCGCAACAACGACCAAACCGAACCGAACCCAGCACCUAGAUCUCCGUCCGAAAUCGGCUCCGAAAAUAAAGCACCACGCUUAGAUCUCCGACUUCCAGUCUCGGCCCAGUCCAAUCUGGUCAUCGGAGCCCAAAAAAUUCUAGCUCCUGCUCGAGCUCAGCCAUGGCGGACUCCGCCGGGACGACGCUCAUGGAUCUCAUCACCUCAGAUCCCGCCCCCGUUCGGAAGUCGAAUAGGUCGACUUUGAUGCAGUUCCAGAACGACACCAUUCUCGCAGCUAAGGCUUUGAAUCCAGUCAGGACCGCGCAGAGACAGAGGAAGAAGAAGCCAGUAUCGUAUUCCCAAUUGGCACGAAGCAUUCAUGAACUUGCUGCUACAUCAGAUCAGAAAAGCUCUCAGAAGCAGUUAGUGAACCACGUGUUUCCGAAACUUGCUGUAUACAACUCGGUGGAUCCUUCUUUGGCACCAUCUCUUCUCAUGCUCAAUCAGCAAUGUGAGGAUAGGAAUGUUCUCCGUUAUGUUUACUACUAUUUGGCCAGAAUACUUUCAGAUACUGGAGUUGAGGGCUUAACUCCAAGCGGUGGAAUUCCCACACCAAACUGGGAUGCACUGGCUGAUAUUGAUGCUGUUGGAGGUGUCACUAGAGCUGACGUGGUACCUCGAAUCGUAGGCCAGCUCACUUCAGAGGCCUCUAAUACGGAUGCUGAAUUUCAUGCUCGGAGGCUUGCAGCUCUCAAGGCUCUCACAGCUGCUUCCACAAGCAGUUCUGAAGUUUUGGCCAAGUUGUAUGAAAUUGUCUUUGGCAUUCUGGAAAAGGUUGCAGACUUCAAAGAUAAGCGCAAGAAGGGCAUUUUUGGCAAACCAGGUGGUGAUAAAGAGGCAGUGAUUCGGAAUAAUUUGCAGUACGCUGCUCUAAGUGCUCUAAGAAGACUUCCUAUAGAUCCUGGAAAUCCUGCAUUUCUUCAUCGGGCUAUUCAGGGGAUAUCAUUCGCUGAUCCAGUUGCAGUGAGGCAUUCAUUGGCCAUCAUAUCUGACUUAUCUAUGAGAGAUCCCUAUUCUGUUGCUAUGGCUUUGGGCAAGCAUGCCCAGCCUGGAGGUGCAUUAUCAGAUGUCCUCCAUUUGCAUGACGUUCUUGCUAGGGUAUCUCUUGCUAGAUUGUGUCAUACGUUAUCUAGAGCACGUUCACUGGAAGAGAGGCCUGAUAUUAAGUCUCAGUUUACUUCUAUCCUCUAUCAACUUCUUCUGGAUCCUAGUGAUCGAGUUUGUUUUGAGGCGAUAAUGUGUGUACUGGGGAAAUCAGAUACUACAGAAAGGACUGAAGAGCGAGCUGCUGGAUGGAUCCAAUUAACCCGAGAAAUUCUCAAGUUGCCUGAGGCACCGUCUGUGUCUUCAAAGGAUAGUAAAGCUCAACCUAAAGACACCCUUCCACCUAAACCAAGCAACGAGAAGUCCUCGAAAUCAAGGCGCCCACAACCUCUUAUCAAACUCGUGAUGAGAAGAUUGGAGAGUUCGUUUCGUAGUUUCUCUCGUCCCGUGCUGCAUGCGGCAGCAAGAGUUGUUCAAGAAAUGGGAAAAAGUAGGGCAGCAGCAUAUUCAUUAGGCGUCUACGACAUUGAUGAAGGAACUCAGCUUCACAUGUAUUCAGAAAAUGCUGAUUCAAUUGAUUCAGAUCUCAAUGAAAGUUCACAUUCUGAAGUCUCACGAAAGGCAUUGCCACUGUCAAAUGGGACAGGUGGUAAGGAUACAAUUGCUAGUUUAUUAGCGUCACUAAUGGAAGUUGUGAGAACAACUGUGGCAUGUGAAUGUGUUUAUGUUCGAGGAAUGGUAAUAAAAGCUUUGAUCUGGAUGCAAAAUCCACAUGAAUCAUUUGAAGAAUUGGGAGCUAUCAUUGCAUCUGAGCUGUCUGAUCCAGCUUGGCCAUCAGCAUUGUUGAACGAUAUCUUACUUACUUUGCAUGCUCGGUUCAAGGCGACUCCAGCAAUGGCAGUCACACUACUUGAAAUUGCAAGGAUUUUCGCCACCAAAGUCCCUGGAAAGAUUGAUGCGGAUGUCUUGCAACUUUUAUGGAAAACGUGCCUUGUUGGAGCUGGACCAGAUGGAAAACACACAGCUCUAGAAGCAGUCACGAUAGUCCUUGAUCUACCUCCUCCACAACCUGGAUCAAUGUCAGGUCUGACAUCUGUUGAUAGAGUGUCUGCAUCAGAUCCCAAAUCUGCUCUGGCAUUACAAAAACUAGUGCAGGCCGCUGUUUGGUUCCUUGGUGAAAACGCUAACUAUGCUGCAUCUGAAUAUGCUUGGGAAUCUGCAACACCUCCUGGUACCGCACUUAUGAUGUUGGAUGCUGAUAAAAUGGUAGCUGCUGCUAGUUCUCGGAACCCUACUCUUGCCGGUGCAUUGACGCGGCUUCAAAGGUGUGCAUUCAGCGGAAGCUGGGAGGUUCGAAUAGUUGCCGUCCAAGCCCUUAUGACUAUAGCAAUUAGGUCUGGUGAGCCUUAUAGGCUACAGAUAUAUGAAUUUUUACAUGCUUUAGCCGAAGGAGGUGUGCAGUCUCAGUUUUCAGAAAUUAAGUUCAGUAAUGGCGAAGAACAAGGCGCUAGUGGUACGGGUCUAGGUUCUUUAAUACGUCCUAUGCUGAAAGUCCUUGAUGAUAUGUACAGAGCACAAGAUGAUCUGAUUAGAGACAUGCGGAAUCAUGAUAACAAUAAACAAGAGUGGACAGAUGACGAACUGAAAAAACUUUAUGAGACUCAUGAAAGACUUCUUGAUUUAGUCUCUCUUUUCUGUUUUCUUCCAAGGGCAAAAUAUUUGCCGCUAGGGGCUACCAGUGUCAAACUCCUUGACAUCUAUAGAAACCGGCACAAUAUCAGUGCUGCUUCUGGUUUAAAUGAUCCAGCUGUCGCUACCGGGAUAUCUGACCUUAUAUAUGAAUCCAAAGAAACGCAUAAAGAUCCUGGUUCCAUUGAUCCUGACUUAGCAAUGGCAUGGGCAGCAGGCUUAGACGACGAUGUUUGGGAAAGCAAUGCUCCGGCAAUGAAUAGAGUAAAUGAGUUCCUUGCUGGUGCUGGAACUGACGCCCCAGAUGUUGAAGAUGAGCAUGUAACCUCUAGGCAGUCAGUUACUUAUGACGAUAUGUGGGCUAAGACACUGCUAGAAACUUAUGAAGCUGAGGAGGAUGAUGCGGGGUCAUCUGGGGCAUCGUCACCUGAGUCAACUGGGUCAAUUGAAUCUUCCAUAUCAUCUCAUUUUGGUGGUAUGAACUACCCGUCAUUGUUUAGUUCACGCCCAUCAGGCUAUGGGGCUUCGCAACAAUCGGUUAGAGAAGAACCUCCAUCCUACUCUUCAUCAGUUUUGCAGAGACACGAUUCGUUUGAUAACCCGUUAGCAGGCCGCGGAUCUCGGAGUUCUGAUUCACAGGUUGAUGAAGGCUCUACUUCUGAGAAUCCUCAGUCUGGCAAAGCACUAUAUGACUUCACUGCUGGAGGAGAUGAUGAGUUAAACUUGACUGCAGGAGAGGAGGUUGAGAUUGAUUACGAAGUUGAUGGUUGGUACUAUGUAAAGAAAAAACGUCCUGGGAGAGAUGGGAAAAUGGCUGGACUGGUUCCAGUCCUCUACGUGGAUGCAUCUUGACAGCAUAAGAGGUUUUAAUCUCUCUCACUCAUCUUUAGAUGGUGCGUUGCCACAGCGUGUACAUUUUCUUCAAGACCUUUCCUGCAGACAUGCUAAAGGGAAUUUUUCGCAGAGGAUUGUUUCCUCGACUGAUUCUCACCCUUCGCUGUUAUCCACAUUACCAUCAUUCAGCUGAGUUCUAUCUCGCGUUCACCAGCUGUGUAAACGAGUUCCGCCUUUAUUCUUUAUAUGCAUUCAGAAGUUUUGUUGCAACAGUGGUUUGCCAAUUUGGUCUGCUUUGCUCUCUUACAGUGUGUGUGAUAGUUUCAUCUUGAGCGUGACCGCGAACCGUAUAUAUGUGUAUUUGUAACAUUAUUUCCCCUUUUCUGUUGCACGUCGGGGAAGUGUUUGUACAAUUAUAUGAGAUGUUUAUCAUAAUUCUUUUUAUCCAUUUGUUAGAUACCCAUUCA
Messenger RNA from Asparagus officinalis (garden asparagus), 4129 nucleotides. RefSeq lists its product as uncharacterized. Gene Ontology annotation, molecular function: protein binding. The record is from RefSeq and is a predicted model, not a curated record. NCBI's taxonomy places the organism in Eukaryota, Viridiplantae, Streptophyta, Magnoliopsida, Asparagales, Asparagaceae.